This is a messenger RNA of Penaeus chinensis, 1749 nucleotides long. Its product is annotated as transmembrane protein 165-like. NCBI's taxonomy places the organism in Eukaryota, Metazoa, Arthropoda, Malacostraca, Decapoda, Penaeidae. Gene Ontology annotation, molecular function: calcium ion transmembrane transporter activity; manganese ion transmembrane transporter activity. The record is from RefSeq and is a predicted model, not a curated record. The transcript has 10 exons. Gene Ontology annotation, biological process: calcium ion transmembrane transport; manganese ion transmembrane transport; Golgi calcium ion transport. Gene Ontology annotation, cellular component: Golgi apparatus.
CGCAGUUAGGGGAUUGGAUGCCCUUCCCGAUACUAAGCAAGAGUCAAGGACCGAGUGUACAUGUAUCGGGAGAGUGAAUGAAGUAAAUAGUUGUAAACAGCUGAUUCUAGAUUCAGUUGUAGAGACAGCUGAUUCUAGCUUUGGUCAUCUGACGGAUUGGGGCUAGAAAAUCACAAUGAUGCGCUUCCUUUGGUUUAUAACUUUAUUGUGCAUGACUUUUGUGGUCAUCAGCGCAGAAAUACAUCCUAUAGAUGUAGAGCCAGUGAUUAAAAAAGAGCAGCCAGAUUUUGAGGAUGACACAGGCAAUGGUUCUGUGUUGCAGGCCGGGAGUGGUCAUGCACCCAACUCCUCUUUGGAUGAAAAUAAGAAAAAUAAAGCAGAUGUUAGCUUUAUGCAUGCAUUUAUUGCUGCUCUUAGCAUGAUCAUUGUUACAGAGCUAGGAGAUAAAACUUUCUUCAUAGCUGCAAUUAUGGCAAUGAAUCAUCCAAGGGUGACGGUGUUUGCUGGAGCAAUGAUUGCGUUGACAGCUAUGCACGUUAUGUCGGCUUUGUUUGGGUAUGUUAUUACAUGGAUCCCACGAGUAUACACUUUCUAUGCUUCAAGUGUUCUUUUUGCCAUAUUUGGCUUAAAAAUGUUACGUGAAGGUUGGAAAAUGAAACCAGAGGAAGCACAAGAAGAAUUUGAGGAGGUCCAGAUGGAUCUAAGACGCAGAGAUGAUGAUGAAAGUGUGGAAGAUGGUGAAAGUAAGCUUCUGAAUAAAUUGAUGAAGCUUAUGCCAACAGAACUUAUAUUGAGCAAUGCUCCUGGUUUGUGUCAUCAAAGAUAUUCCAUACUUAAAGAGUUUGGAAAUCUUGACAGUGAUGCAGUUUAUGCAAUGGGAGCAAGUACUUCAACAGUGGAUACAUCCUCAGAGCCAGGGAAGAUGACAGAGCUUUCUGGUUACAGACCUGUUGGCAUUAGUGGACAUCAGUCACGGUUCUGUCAUGCUGGAAACAGAUGGCUUAGAAGGUAUGCAAAGCAAGAGAGAUCACGGGAGAGGGUGUGUGUGUGUGUGUGUGUGUGUUUGUAUUUAUACUUAUUUAUAUUUUCUCUCUUUGCUCAGGACGUAUAUGGUGUUAUUGUUGGUGGCUUGCUGGGACACUUCUUGUGCACAGGCCUUGCAGUCAUAGGUGGACGUAUCAUUGCUACAAAAAUUUCAGUGAGAACAGUUACAAUCAUUGGAGGGAUAACCUUCUUGAUAUUUGCAGUGUCAGCGCUUAUUAUGGGCCCUUGAAAAUAAAAUGCUCAUAUAAAUCCAGAAAUAUUAUAAGGUUGUGGUAAACAUAUUUUUAUAGUUUACUGUAUUCCUUUUUUUAGAAAAAAAAAAAAUUAUAUAUAUAAAGGGAGAAAUUCUGAAACUAAUGACUGACUUUGUACAGUGUAUACCUAUUUAUUUUUAGGGUAACAUAUGACGACUAUAUGUAAAUAUCUACUCUAUUACUUCUCAUAGAAGGUAAUGGAAAGAAAAGUAUACCUUAUUAAAUUCUUACUAUUUUUUGAGGUGAUAAGUUUUGCAGAUACUGUCAUUGUGUUCCUUUUUAGAAAGGUUUUGAUAAAAAGUGAUUUAUUUAUGUUUUCCUAUCAUACAAAGGUAAGAUGCAUUGAUGUAAGACAUUGUUUGAUCUGGAUUUUAUGAUGUUAUAAUGAAUGUACACAAAUAAUGGCACUCAAUUACCGUACCUCAUUGUUUAUAAAUAAAAAUAAUUUUAA